Messenger RNA from Salvelinus namaycush (lake trout), 2085 nucleotides. It is a transcript of the gene txnl4b, whose product is annotated as thioredoxin-like 4B. Gene Ontology annotation, cellular component: spliceosomal complex; U5 snRNP; U4/U6 x U5 tri-snRNP complex. NCBI's taxonomy places the organism in Eukaryota, Metazoa, Chordata, Actinopteri, Salmoniformes, Salmonidae. Gene Ontology annotation, biological process: mRNA splicing, via spliceosome. The coding region runs from base 786 to 1181 and encodes 131 amino acids. The record is from RefSeq and is a predicted model, not a curated record. The transcript has 3 exons.
AAAGUGAAUUUUUACUAGGAUUAAAUGUCAGGAAUUGUGAAAAACUGAGUUUAAAUGUAUUUGGCUAAGGCGUAUGUAAACUUCCUGACUUCAACUGUGUGUAGAUGAGAUAGAUAGAAUAGAUAUGUACAUGGUGAUUUCUGGUUCUUUCUUUUGUCUCACUCCUCUCUCUCCCUUUCUUCAGACACCCCAAUGGUUAAGUGUAUAUAAAAACAUGCUCACUUUAAUAUAUAAAUUAAAUGUAGUUGUUUUUGUUGAUGGAUUGAGUGUUUUUUUUUGUGUGUUUAUUUUAACAAAAGUGAUCCAAAGCAUGCUUGCUUUGGUACGAAAAACUGUGGUUGUGUCUGAAAUCUUUCUAGCCUACUGCUUACUAAUCAAAUUAAUUUAUAUAGCCCUUCUUACAUCAGCUGAUAUCUCAAAGUGCUGUUCACAGAAACCCAGCCUAAAACCCCAAACAGCAAGCUAAAAUCUACUAGCCAUACUACAUACGGAUAUACUAGUAAAACGCAGUAUUAAACGUCAAACAAAUAUCAACAUACUGGCUCAAACGACAGAAAAGAAGCAGCGGACAGAAGCGGCUGGUUGGUCACAGUUUCUGGCGGACGUUUUAUGGUGUUACACAGCAAUACCGGUACGUGCCAUUUUUCGUUUGUCAAACUGAGCACAAUGCUAGCCAGCAGCUAACAAAAUGAGUUUGUUUUUGGCCAAGUUGUCAUGCAAAAAUGACAUAGACGAGGUAAUAAAAACUGUCGCUGAAAAGGUUUUAGUUCUUCGGUUUGGCAGAGAUGAAGAUUCGGUCUGCCUGCAGCUUGACGAGAUUUCUGUCUGAAUCGGGAAUGACAGUGUUGUCAUUCUUUUGCCAGCUGUCCAAAACCUCCCACAACCUGAGUAACAUGGCGUCUAUCUACAUCGUGGAUGUGGACUCAGCUCCCGUCUACACGAGAUACUUCGACAUCAGCUACAUCCCAUCUACCGUCUUCUUCUUCAACGGACAACACAUGAAGGUUGAUUAUGGGUCUCCAGAUCACACCAAGUUUGUGGGCAGUUUUAAGACCAAGCGGGACUUCCUGGAUCUGAUCGAGGUGAUCUACAGAGGAGCUAUGAGAGGGAAGAUGAUCGUCCAGAGUCCCAUCGACCCUCAGAACAUCCCCAAGUACGACCUGCUCUACCAUGGGAUCUAACCCCAUCAUAACCAUGGGAUCUAAACCCCAUCACGACCUGCUCAACCAUGGUAUCUAUACCCCAUCACGACCUGCUCAACCAUGGUAUCUAUACCCCAUCACGACCUGCUCAACCAUGGGAUCUAACCCCAUCACGAACUGCUCAACCAUGGGAUCUAACCCCAUCACGACCUGCUCAACCAUGGGAUCUAACCCCCAUCACGACCUGCUCAACCAUGGGAUCUAACCCCCAUCACGACCUGCUCAACCAUGGGAUCUAACCCCCAUCACGACCUGCUCAACCAUGGGAUCUAGACCCCAUCACGACCUGCUCAACCAUGGAAUCUAACCCCCAUCACGACCUGCUCAACCAUGGGAUCUAACCCCCAUCACGACCUGCUCAACCAUGGGAUCUAACCCCCAUCACGACCUGCUCAACCAUGGAAUCUAGAUUUCCCCACCCUUCAGCGCGGUUACAAGCACCCUGGCUGCAGAUCUCGUCGGGAGGCCCGACAGCACGGUUUGAGCGCUCAAGCUGCCGACAAUUCGUGUGAAAAGAAAACGUCUUGACAAGCACAGAACGGAUUGGCCCGGCCUGGACAAUUGUGGUAUUGACGUUAUCAAGAGACACACCGCUGUAGCUGGCGCCAUCUCACUUGACCAUUCAUACUGAUGUACUGUUUCAGGAAACUGUCCAUAACCUCAGGUUGAUAUGUCCUAGGGGAAAAUAGAUCUCUAUAAGAGACAGAUACAUGUCAGAGUGGACAAUAUCCUUUAUUUCAUACAACGAAGACUCAUUUACAGCUGGAUAGUCUUGUUGCCUCUUGUUUUAUAGUGGGAAUGUUGAAUCUAAUGUAUGUUUGGUGAAAAGGUCUGACCCCUUUUUUUGAACUUUUUUGUUUAAUAAAUGUGUCACUUCAAAUAA